ACUAAGAUGGGGUCUAUAAUUGGCCAUAGAAUAUGACUACAAUGGGGUAGGGGUUCUGAGAGGCCAGUGGCACAUACCCAACAAAGAUUGACCCAAGUACCCCCCCACCCCCACCCCCCGGGCUCUAUAUCGUCACGAAGCGAUUCCUUCCGAGGUUUUGCGUGACUUUUGGCUUUGGCGUAAGGGUUGCAAAGGAAGGACAUUUGAAAUACCUCAGCCUUUACAAACGUCAAAAUACACCCCCGAUGUGGGUUUCCAUAGGGUUAAGCUUACAGAAGAUUUCCCAAAUGUUCCCCGAGGGAAACUGGGAACGUAAGGUUGCGGUCAAUAGAGACUAGGCGCGCAAUGGGUUAUGGGCCAGUAAGAAAUAUGGCGGACGGAGGAGCAGCGACUCCCCAACAAAGUCAACAAAGUUCAGAGGAACCGUUAGGGAUGAGGGCUGUGUUGAUUGGAGCUACUGGUGCUAUCGGCGAGUGUUUGCUCGGUGAACUUUUGUGCUCUAAGAAUGUGUCAAAAGUUGUUUCUUUGGGACGGAGAAAUGCCACGGUUCCUGAAGGGUACUCUAUUGACCAAAAAGCUGAAGAAGAGUCAGGGAGGCUUGAACAACUUGUUGUGGACUUUGAGGCAAUAAGCAGUGAAACAGUUGGGCCACAAUUUGAGGACAAAGAUGUUUUCUUUUGUACUUUGGGUACCACUCGACGUGCCGCUGGGUCAGCUGCUGCUUUCAGACAUGUGGAUUAUGACUAUGUUGUUAAUUGUGCAAAAAUUGCCAAAGAAGCCAGUGUUCCUCACAUGACAUAUAUAUCUUCUCAAGGAGCAAAAUCAUCCAGUCUUUUCCUUUAUCUCAAAACUAAAGGCGAGGUAGAGGAUGCCUUGAAAGAAAUGCAUUUUCCAAAAACAAGCAUAUUCAGACCUGGUGUUCUUGAUAGAGGUACCAAAAAAAGAUUUGGAGAGAAGUUGGCUGGUUGGGUGAUGAGCACCAUUUCUGUGGCAAAAGUUGCAAAAGCAAUGUUGGCUGAUGCCGAGAACUAUGUAAGGAGCAGUAAGAAUGAGGGAACUCAACAAGAGACAACUUCAGCUGUCACUUACGGAAAUGCUGAGAUCUUAGCUUUGCUGUCUACAAGUUAAUACUUGACUUUGAACUUAUUCUCGCACUGUUGGGGAUUCAUUCCAUAAAUUGUAUUUAGUUAUGUAACAGCUGUUAUACCGUGGGGGUGGGCAAGGGACCCUGGCAUUGGGUGGGGUUCAAUUUUUGCUGUAUACAUGUAUGUGCCACUGGCCUGGAAAUUCCAAGUUAGUCACUUUCUGUUCAUUCAUCUACCUUACAAGGCCUAAAAUGAAAUGACACAUUUGUCAACCUGAAUGUAGAGCACUUGCAAACAAAAUUUUCACCCCAUAUUGAUUUAUCUUCCAAUUUUCAAAUAGCUACUUGCCAGAUGUUUCUUACCCCCAAAAUCCUGAACAUGGGCCAUCCAAUUCUUACUAGUAACUCGUUUGAAAAUCUAACCCAAUUAUAGCCAAUCCAGUCGAGAAAAUGCAACCCCAUCCAGCUGCACAUCCCUAUUAGCGUAUUACUAGGAAGUACUGUACCCCCUGCUAAGUAGGGACAGUUGUGGAAAUAUUUUCCUUUUGAGCAUUCUAUUUAAUCCUGGUGUAAUUUUGGCUACAAAGGAAGUUUUUUUCUGGUCAGACAAUUUCAUGUUAGAUCAUAAUUAGUUCACUGUUCAUGACCGUCUUAUUGUUCAGGAAUGAAACGGACUCCCACAGUCUGUCAACACUUGGCAUCUUGAGACGUACCAUAAUAUAUAGUUUUAAUUUCCAGGUAAAUAGAUUGUUUGAGCUAAUCAAAAUUUUUCAGAUCAGACUAAACUUUUGGUGGUCAAAAUGCUAAUUAAAUUAUUAUUGCAGAGCUCUCAAGUCUAAGGCAUUGAGCAUGAGACUCAAAUGAAUUCUUUUGUAUGCUCUUAUGCUGAAACUGUUAUUUCUCAUGCAAUUAAAGUUCCUUGCUGCUUUAGUCAAGUACCCAGUACAUAAUUAACUAUCUUUUUGGAUAUACUUGUAAUUUACCCUCUUUUUACUUUGUACUCGCUUCAAACACUUUCCAACAGUAGCAAUUCUUGUGCAGAGCCAGUGUUUCUCCAGUCAGUGGGAUUAAUGACUGUUGCACAUGCUCUCAUGGAUGGGAUAGUCUGUUUUUCAGUGUUGUAACAUGUUAAUUUGAGUUCUGGAUAAGUCAGAAUGUUAAGAAAGAGUUGAUAUUGGUCCAAGAAAAAUCUGGGACCGAAAGAGCUACUAUGCAUCACAUUUCUGCUCAGAAUGAAGGAAAACACGUCUUAGCUACUUCCAUUUCAUGUCAGGUUGACCAUAAUUAGUAUAUACAAUGUACACUAGUUUUACAUCUACUGUUCUGAUGUCUAGGCAUGAAAUGGACUCUUUAUAUUCUCAAUGCUUGACCUCAUAAGACAUACCAUAAGAUACGUAUAUAUAUAUUUUUAAUUUCCUACAAAAUUGAAUGUUUCAGAUUGCUUGAGGUAAAUCUGUCAGGCCAAACUAAAAUUUCACUGGUCAAUGCUAAUUAUAUUAUUAUCAUCUGAUGACUGGCUUCUAUUUACAGGCUUGGGAAUUAUAUUGUUGAAAAUAUAAGGUACAUAAUGAGAUUCACUGUGCAUAACACAUUAUAUUCUAGCAAAAAUGAAAACAAUGUGAAGUGGUUAGUU
Molecule: messenger RNA, 2717 nt
Organism: Orbicella faveolata
Lineage: Eukaryota; Metazoa; Cnidaria; Anthozoa; Scleractinia; Merulinidae
Product: protein HTATIP2-like
Biological process (GO): import into nucleus
Cellular component (GO): cytoplasm
Source: RefSeq, a predicted model, not a curated record